GAAGAUAUUCGUAAUAGAAUUUCUCGAAAAUGUGCCAAGAACAGCAACAAGUAGCAGCGGCAAUUGCCAACACCAACACCAAUACACAAAUGCAAAGUUCAAAGCUGAAGCCGAGCUAUAGCAUUAAGCGUGUCUUGCAGACACUCUUCCGUAACAAACAGCAGCAUCAGCAAAAGCAAAAGCAGCAACACCGUCAACAACAACGUUUGCAGCAACAACAACGUCAACGUUUAUACAACUCAUUGGAGUCUUUGGAGUCGCUUGAAAAUUUGCGCAAUUCCCAAAUGGAGGAGCAACACUACUAUGAAGAGAUCGAGGACAAUUCGGCCAAUGAAAAGCUAGCCGAGUUGGUGCAAGAGGUGCAGCCCGAGGACGAAGAACACGAUAUCUAUGUACCAGUACGUUUUGCACGCACCAACGCAGGCACCUUUUUCUGGACCACCAACUUGCAACCGGUAUUGAGCAGUUUUGCACCCAUUGCCGCCGAUGAGGAUCUGUUGCAGCCCAGCUACUGCUACAGCAACUCUCAAUAUCCACAUAUGCAGUACCCUUAUCAGCAGGAUCGCUGGGCACAAGCUUGA
Anastrepha obliqua is the source of this 581-nucleotide messenger RNA. RefSeq names its product enhancer of split malpha protein (gene E(spl)malpha-BFM). Gene Ontology annotation, biological process: sensory organ development; Notch signaling pathway. NCBI's taxonomy places the organism in Eukaryota, Metazoa, Arthropoda, Insecta, Diptera, Tephritidae. The record is from RefSeq and is a predicted model, not a curated record. The transcript has a single exon. Bases 30 to 581 code for a protein of 183 amino acids.